Messenger RNA from Coregonus sp. 'balchen', 2892 nucleotides. The record is from the annotation of a GenBank genome assembly. NCBI's taxonomy places the organism in Eukaryota, Metazoa, Chordata, Actinopteri, Salmoniformes, Salmonidae.
AUGUCAAAUGGGAACGAGUCCUGCAUGUUCAGAGAUGGAGCCGAGUUUGUGGCCUGCAUCUUUCACGCAUUUGAGGAAUGGUCAGGACUAGGACCCCUGGAAGACUAUCUGAGCUAUCUGGAGUACCUGGCCUGGGUUUUCACCCCUCUGGUCGUUGUUUUCAUCCUGCCCUUCCUCAUUGUGAUCCUCCUCUACUUCUCCAUCCUCUUCCUCCAUGUGUACAAACACAAGAACCAGCUCAGGGAGGCCUACUCCAACAACCUGUGGGAUGGUGCUAGGAAAACUCUGGCAACGUUGUGGGAUGGCCACGGGUUCAUAUGGCACGGUAUUUAUAUAUAUAUAUUUAUAUAUAUACAGUGAGCUCCAAAAGUAUUGGGACAGUGACAAUUUUGUUGUUGUUUUGGCUCUGUACUCCAGCACUUUAGAUUUGAAAUGAUACCAUGACUAUGAGGUUGAAGUGCAGACUGUCAGCUUUAAUUUGAGGGUAUUUUCAUCCAUAUCGGGUGAAGCCAAGGUAUUUACCUCCCCUACACCGCUAAUGAUGACAGAUGGUGUCAUCUUUGAAGCUUUAACAUGCGUCGCCGAUCUGCUGCCUGGGAGGGAGGCUAAGGUUGUCAGGCGGGGCCCCUAGGUGCCGCAGUGCCACUAUGUAAGCCAUGAUGGGUGUGUUACAGUGUUUAGGGAUGGAGAUGUAUAGAGUUGUCCUCUUUUUCCCCAUCUCUGUAUUCUCACACCUCUGUAGUCUCACCUGCCUGUCAAUCAGUCAUGGGACAUGGAUUCAUUUUCCUCAAUGAUUGGGUCCAUAGUUACAGUGAGCUCCAAAAGUAUUUGGACUGUGACCUGUUUUGUUUUGGCUCUGUACUCCAGCACUUAGGAAUGAUACAAUGACUAUGAGGGUGAAGUGCAGACUGUCAGCUUUAAUUUGAGGGUAUUUUCAUCCAUAUCGGGUGAACCGUUUAGAAAUGACAGCACUUUCUGUACGUAGACCCCCCAUUUUAGGGGGCCAAAAAUAUUGGGACAAAUUCACUUAUGUGUCUAUUGAAGUAAUCAAAAGUUUAGUAUUUGGUCCCAUAUUCCUAGCUCGCAAUGAUUACUUCAAACUUGUUGGAUGCAUUUGUUGUUUGUUUUGGUUGUGUUUCAGAUUAUUUUGUGCCCAAUAGAAAUUAAUGGUAAAUAAUGUAUUGUGCCAUUUUGGAGUCACUUUUAUUGUAUAAUAUAAUAUAAUAUGUUUCUAAACACUUCUACAUUAAUGUGGAUGCUACCAUAUUCCUUUUCUUGACAGGAUAUGAAAUCCAUGGUAUGGAGAAGAUUCCAGAUGAAGGAGCAGCUCUUAUAGUCUAUUAUCAUGGGGCUAUUCCCAUUGACUAUUAUUACUUUCUGGCAAAUGUAAUCAUUCAGAAGGGACGUAUUGUUCACUCAGUCGCUGAUCACUUUCUGUUCAAAGUUCCAGGUAAGAUCUUCACAGAUCCAUUUCCCAGUAUCUAAAUAUAAAGGUGGAGAUGUUUUAUUCAGGAUAUGUUCCCUCUAUGUAGUUGGACAAUUCAGUGUACUGUAUGUAGCCUACAGCUGCCUUAGUCUAUUCUUACUACAUGAGAUACUAAGGCUGCGUUUACACUGGCAGCCCAAUUCUGAUCUUUUUUUCAGUAAUUGGUCUUUUGACCAAUCCGAUCAGCUCUGAAAAAGAUCUGACGCAAAAUAUCUGAUGUGGGCCCCGUGUAGCUCAGUUGGUAGAGCGUGGCACUUGCAACGCCAGGGUUGUGGGUUCGAUUCCCACGGGCGGCCAGUAUGAAAAAAAUAAUAAUUAUGUAUGCACUCACUAACUGUAAGUCGCUCUGGAUAAGAGCGUCUGCUAAAUGACUGAAAUGUGAUUGGUCAAAAUACAAAAAAAAUGAAAAAAUAGCAGAAUUGGGCUGCCUGUGUAAACGCAGCCUUGGACACUAAAAGCAUGACCUGGUAUUCUUCUCUGUAGGGUUCAAGCUGCUGUUGGAGGUGUUCAGUGUGAUCCAUGGGCCCCAGGAGGAGUGUGUGAAGGCCCUGAAAAGUGGCCACCUCCUGGGCAUCUCUCCUGGAGGCGUGAGGGAGGCCCUCCUCAGUGACGAGACCUAUCCACUUGUCUGGGGGAAGAGAAAGGGCUUCGCACAAGUGGCUAUCGAUUCCAAAGUGGUACAUAUUGUUUUUUGUCUCCUUCUGUCUUUGUUCCCAAAUGGCACCCUAUUCCCUAUAUAGUGUACUACCUUUAACCAGAGCUCUAUGGUGGUCUGGAGCCCUAUAGGUAAUAGGGUGUCAUUUGGAGACAGACGCAGUGCAUGUCACUUUCCUCUUACAAAGGAGCAUCACUUAAAUGUUUGUCUUUAUAUUUUUUAGCCAAUAAUUCCAAUGUUUACUCAAAACGUCAGGGAAGGAUUCCGAUCUCUCGGCGGGUUAAGUAAGUAUGCUUAACUAUUCAUUUUAAUUACAGUGUAACUAAUAGAAGCGCAUAAAUUAACUUCAAAAUGUUAUAUUUCUCAGGCUUUUUCAGAUGGUCGUAUGAAAAGUUCCGCAUGCCUAUGGCCCCUGUCUAUGGAGGUUUUCCUGUGAAGUUUCGUACAUACUUAGGUGACCCCAUCCCAUAUGACCCUAACAUUAGUGCAGCAGAAUUAGCUGAAAAGGUAAGACAUUAUGCAACUGUGGCAUAUAUCUGUAAUUCAAUGGCUACUUACUGUCUGAAAUGUAGUGCACACAAAAGUCAAAUGAUUGGGAAAGAUGGGGUCGGAGUGAAUUUUCCUAAUCUUUCUUUCUGAUUUGCAGACCAAGCAAGCAGUUCAAGCACUCAUUGACAGACACCAAAUCAUUCCUGGGAAUGUCCUUCGAGCAUUACUAGAGCGAUUCCACAGCAGGCAUAAAGAAAAAUAG